AUGUCAAGUAGCGCACCGUACACCCCGGCCGAGCCCUUCGAAUUCCCCGCUCGCCACUCCUGGCCACCCUUCUUCUCUGCACAGCCCACGCUGCAGAGCCGCCAAGCACAACUAAGUCGCUGGUCGACCCUCAUCCAACGCUACUGCCGACAUUACCGCUUAUACAACCUCACGCUGGUCGAUGCUCUGGAUACGCCACUGUUCCACAAUGCUACGCUCAAGAAACGCUUAUCGCUCGCAGAUGCCAAGGCGAUCAUCGAGCACAUGGCCUCGGCCGCCGGCGACAACCGUGCUGAGUGGGUGUCGUCGGAGAAAUCAGCGGCGUGGAUCUGGUGGCGCAAGCCCGAGGAGUGGGCGGAUUUGAUUGCUGGUUGGGUGGAGGAGACGGGCCAGAAAGGGGUGGUACUAACGCUCUAUGAAUUGGUGGAAGGGGAAGCCACCAUGAACCAAGAAUUUUACGGCAUGGACACACGAAUACUGAGGAGGGCGUUGGACACGUUGGUCAAGAAGGGAAAAGCGCAGGUGUUUGGGACAGAGGAUCAGCAAGGCGUGAAGUUCUUCUGA
This is a messenger RNA of Cyphellophora europaea CBS 101466, 564 nucleotides long. RefSeq lists its product as uncharacterized. The coding region runs from base 1 to 564 and encodes 187 amino acids. The transcript has a single exon. Gene Ontology annotation, biological process: protein transport to vacuole involved in ubiquitin-dependent protein catabolic process via the multivesicular body sorting pathway. The record is from RefSeq and is a predicted model, not a curated record. Lineage: Eukaryota; Fungi; Ascomycota; Eurotiomycetes; Chaetothyriales; Cyphellophoraceae. Gene Ontology annotation, cellular component: ESCRT II complex. Gene Ontology annotation, molecular function: protein homodimerization activity; structural molecule activity.